AUGAGUAGGUCCUCUAGCACAACAACGAACCUGCCAUUUGUUUCUAGGUCUGCCUUCGAGGCCCUCACCGUCGAUGACGGGGAAGACACUGAGGACGAACAGCAAGAGGAAGAAAUACUGCAGACACAGGUGACCAGCACCGAGCAUGCGAAGCCAUCGAAAUCUCAAAUCAAGAAGGCUCAAAAACAAGCUCGUAUUGAAAAGCGAAAACAACUCAAAGCCUCCUCAAAGGCAGGUACCGCGGAUAGUUCACCUAGACAUACGCCCUCUCUGGAAGAGUCUAUUGCGCGUACGGCUGAAGCAGCGGCAGAUGUUCCUCCUACGAAACAUAAUGCUCCCGAGGCAAGGCCCGCCGCAGAGCCACAACACGAGCCAACGCCCCAGCCGGAGGUAGAGGAACCAUCGCAUCCACAAUUUCCUAUUAACGGAGAUGUGCACCAUGCGGAUGUCGCGGAAAACAACUCUACACCACACCCCCUCCCCAGCAAGUCGCUGGACGAUGAAAGACUGUCUGUCUCAAAACCUGACGUCGAGCAGGCACUCAAAAGCGAGCCCGACCCGCAAGAAGUCGAACGCACAAAGAAACGACAAAGCAUCCUAACACGAACAUUAUGGACGUUCAUCAUGAUCGGAGGUUUUAUUGCUCUGCUACUCAUGGGCCAUGUUUACAUGAUAAUGCUUGCCAUGCUGUGUCAGACGCUCGUCUACCGCGAGGUUACUGCUCUAUUUUCGCUCAAAAACACUGCCGCGGAAUCAGGCGAGAUAGAAAAUAAAGGAAAGAAAGAUCCAUGGAGCAAAACUCUCAACUGGUACUUCUUUGCAGUCACCAACUAUUUUCUGUACGGGGAGAGUAUUAUCUACUACUUCAAGCAUGUUAUAUUCUCGGAUGGCCAACUGCUUCCUUUCGCUACCAAUCACAGAAUCAUAAGCUUUACGCUAUAUACCAUUGGCUUCGUUGGUUUUGUCAUGUCUCUCAGACGUGGAUUCCUCAAGCAGCAAUUCGGCCUCUUCUGCUGGGUUCACAUGAGCUUGCUACUGGUCGUUGUCUCUGGUCACUUCAUCGUGAACAAUAUCCUUGAAGGCAUGAUUUGGUUCUGGGUUCCUGCCUCAUUGGUUAUUUGCAAUGAUAUCUUUGCAUAUGUGUGGGGCAUUACCGUCGGGCGCACACCUUUGAUCAAGCUCUCGCCGAAGAAGACUGUUGAAGGGUUUGUGGGUGCCUUCUGGAGCACCCUCCUGUUCAGUGUGCUCUGGGGCUCGUACUUCAUGCGCUUCAACUACAUGAUCUGCCCUGUACAUGAUCUUGGAGUCGAUGCCUGGAGUAAUGUCCAGUGUACGCCCAACCCAGUGUUUGUCUGGAAGGUGUGGCAAAUCUGGUCGCCUCUCAGGGUAUUUCUUUCGCGGCUCCUGGGAAAAUCAGUAACUGUGAUUCCCUAUGCACCAUACCAACUACAUCUCCUGGUUUUCGCAGUUUUUGCGUCCCUCGUGGCACCGUUUGGAGGUUUCUUCGCGUCUGGUUUUAAGCGCGCCUUCAACAUCAAGGAUUUUGGCCACAGCAUCCCUGGUCAUGGAGGAAUGACCGAUCGCAUGGACUGCCAAUUCCUCAUGGGCGUCUUUACCUACGUUUAUUACAGUAGCCUUAUUCGAGAACACCACGUCAGCGUGGGUUCUAUCUUGCAGAUGAUCGUUAGUGGGCUUACCGUUGAUGAGCAGUUGGAGUUGAUCAAGGACCUAAAGAAGUACAUGCAAGGUCAAGGCAUCGCGAUAGCAUGA
This is a messenger RNA of Suillus paluster, 1770 nucleotides long. RefSeq names its product phosphatidate cytidylyltransferase. The transcript is spliced from 8 exons. Gene Ontology annotation, molecular function: phosphatidate cytidylyltransferase activity. Gene Ontology annotation, cellular component: endoplasmic reticulum membrane. NCBI's taxonomy places the organism in Eukaryota, Fungi, Basidiomycota, Agaricomycetes, Boletales, Suillaceae. The record is from RefSeq and is a predicted model, not a curated record. The coding region runs from base 1 to 1770 and encodes 589 amino acids.